This is a messenger RNA of Anthonomus grandis grandis, 2061 nucleotides long. It is a transcript of the gene l(2)34Fd, whose product is annotated as nucleolar protein 10. Gene Ontology annotation, molecular function: protein binding. The record is from RefSeq and is a predicted model, not a curated record. Lineage: Eukaryota; Metazoa; Arthropoda; Insecta; Coleoptera; Curculionidae. The transcript has 6 exons. Gene Ontology annotation, cellular component: small-subunit processome; nucleus; nucleolus. Bases 102 to 2033 code for a protein of 643 amino acids. Gene Ontology annotation, biological process: maturation of SSU-rRNA from tricistronic rRNA transcript (SSU-rRNA, 5.8S rRNA, LSU-rRNA).
UUUAUUAAAACCAAAACAUGUUUGUUUUGUGACGCGUUUAGGGAAGAGCCCUAUUGUUGUAUGGUUGUCUUAAUGCUAUUUUAAGUUGAUAUUAGUUAAAAAUGCAGGUUUCGGAACCCAAUGACGUUAAAAUAUAUAAUUUGAGUGCAGGCAAGUCCCUGCCCGAGUGGCUAUCGGAGCGCAAACGCCGCACGCUACUAAAGAAAAACGUCGACAUCAAGAGGCGAAUCGAACUGAUCCAAGACUUCGACAUGCCCGGUCUCAGUACCACCGUAAAAGUGUCAAAUGACGGCAACUACGUCCUCGCCACAGGCAUCUACAAACCGCGCAUCAAAUGUUUCGACGUCAACAAUUUAUCCUUAAAGUUCGAACGAUGCUUCGACUCCGAAGCCGUCACUUUCGAAGUACUCAGCGACGAUUACAGCAAAAUCGUGUUCCUUCAGUGCGAUCGUUACGUAGAGUUCCACGCCGGUUACGGGCGGUACUACCGACUGCGCAUCCCGAAAUUCGGUCGGGAUAUGAAGUACCACCCGUCCAGUUGCGAUCUGUUCGUGGUGGGGGCUUCCCCCGAGGUCUACCGCUUGAAUUUGGAGAGGGGGCAGUUCAUGACGCCCUUUGGUACUUCCGCUUCGGAAGUCAAUCGGUGCGCGGUGAAUCCCGCGCAUCAAUUGUUCGUCUGCGGUACGCAGGAGGGAAGGGUGGAGGCCUGGGACCCGAGGGUUAAGGAGAGGGUGGGGGUGUUGGACUGCGCCUUCACUUGUGUCAAUGAGAAUAAGGAGUUGCAAGGGUUUCCGUCAGUAACAGCGUUGAAAUUUAAUGAUGCGGUACAUAUGGGGGUUGGUACCGCCACUGGACAGAUAUUGCUCUACGACAUACGGUCUGAUAAACCGUUCACCGUCAAAGACCAUAUGUACGGUUUGCCCAUAAAGGAUGUGGACUUUCACUAUCAGCAGGAUCUGGUUUAUUCACUGGACAGUUCGGUGCUGAAGAUUUGGGACAAAAAUAAUGGCAAACUGUUCACCUCCAUAGAGGCCGCCACCACCGAGUUCAACAACCUGUGCCCGGUACCCGGCACCGGGCUGUUCUUUUUAGCCAACGAAAACACAAAAAUCCAAACGCACUUCGUGCCCGCACUCGGUCCCGCCCCGAAAUGGGCGAGUUUCCUCGACUCUUUAACCGAAGAACUGGAAGAAUCGAACGCGGAAAACGUCUACGACGACUACAAGUUCGUGACAAAAGAGGAACUCGAGGCCCUGGGGCUCGGGCACCUGGUGGGCACCAAACUAUUAAGGGCCUACAUGCACGGGUACUUCCUGGACGUGCGUUUGUACAAAAGGGCGAAAUCCGUCGCGGAACCCUUCGAAUUCCGGGAUUACCGUAGGAAAAAGAUCCGGGAGGCCAUCGACCGGGAGCGGGAGGGUCGCGGGGUGCAAAUCCGCGCCCUCCCGAAGGUCAACCGGGAGUUGGCCCUCAAACUGAUGGACAACAGUCAAACGAAGAAACCGUUGAAAGUUAAUAAUUUGCUGCAAGACGCGCGGUUUAAGGCCCUAUUCGAGAAUCCGGACUUUGAGGUUGAUAAAAGUGCGGACGAGUACAGACUCUUGAACCCGGUGCUCUCCAGGUUGGACAAGGACAGAGUGAAGGAGCUUAAAAUGGCGGAGGAGGAGGUGCAAGAAGAACCGGAAGAGAGGAACAGCUCCUUAGAAGAGAGCACGGACGACGAACGAACUUGGGCAAACGAAGUGAGAAAGCAACAUAAAAUAAUUAAGAGGGAGCACAGAGCGAGGGAGAUGCAAGAGCGGGCCGCAGACGUACAAAAGGGGGCGCCACUGGGCGAACGGGCGGCCAAAGAGGAGGUGCAGGUGAGGUUCCUCUCGGUCGGUAAUAGGGAAAUGACGUUUUCCACCAGGAAGAAGCGGGAAAACUCGAGGGGGGAUGUUAAUAAUAAGCGACAUCUGGCCGAGAGGAGGAAACUUGUUCGGCCCGCUUUUGGUAUGAGGUCGAGUAAGAAGUCGGGGUUUAAGAGGAGGUAGUUGGAUGUAAAAUAAAGUUUUCUUGAUA